Molecule: messenger RNA, 446 nt
Organism: Drosophila innubila
Lineage: Eukaryota; Metazoa; Arthropoda; Insecta; Diptera; Drosophilidae
Gene: mRpL55
Product: 39S ribosomal protein L55, mitochondrial
Exons: 2
Coding region: 76-396 (106 amino acids)
Biological process (GO): translation
Cellular component (GO): mitochondrial large ribosomal subunit
Molecular function (GO): structural constituent of ribosome
Source: RefSeq, a predicted model, not a curated record
ACAUAUGUGCAUUUGUUUUUAAUUUGCUGUGUAAAAUAUAUAGAUUUAGCAAUUUUGAGGAAUUCUUGAAUUAAAAUGCUUAAAGUGAUACCUUUUGGACUGCAACAGGUCCGCGCCCUUUCGUCGGCAACAGCAUCCGUGACGCGUUUACAUCGAUCUGUGUAUUGCCGCAAUUAUCCAACUGUUGUUGUUCAUCCAGAUGGAUCCACAACUACUAUUCGGUAUCAUGAACCACGUAAAAUAAUCAAGCUGCCACUGGAUUUGAGCACAUUGUCCGACGUGGAACGCAAGGCGCGUUUGGAGGCUAGAAAGCCGCGCAAGAAGGUCAAGAUUAUGGAGGAAGUGGAGGAUAACUUUAAUGCCAAAAAGUACAUGAAGUACAUUAAGAAAAAAUAGAGUCAUUUGUUAUUUAUAAUAAAUAAAAACAUUGUACAUUUGUUAUAUAA